This is a messenger RNA of Penicillium concentricum, 2694 nucleotides long. RefSeq names its product Rad4 family protein. The coding region runs from base 1 to 2694 and encodes 897 amino acids. Lineage: Eukaryota; Fungi; Ascomycota; Eurotiomycetes; Eurotiales; Aspergillaceae. Gene Ontology annotation, molecular function: single-stranded DNA binding; damaged DNA binding. The transcript has a single exon. Gene Ontology annotation, cellular component: XPC complex; cytoplasm; nucleotide-excision repair factor 2 complex. Gene Ontology annotation, biological process: nucleotide-excision repair; mismatch repair. The record is from RefSeq and is a predicted model, not a curated record.
AUGCCACCCUUCGUCCCCCGCAAGCGCGUAUCCUCCGAGGACCCGCCCCCGGCCAAGCGCCAGGCCCGGCCCGAUAAUUCUCAAGCUCCCCAAGCUCCCCGUGCUCCGUUCCACCUCUCCGACUCCGAUUCCAACUCAUCUUUGAGCGACGCACCCGAAGAUCUCCAGGGCAAUGAAUCCGAGGAAUCCGAAGAUGAAGAAGAUGAUAUCGAUUGGGAGGACGCGAUAGACACAAAGACCACCGCCACUACACCUACUGUCGCAGCUCCUGAGUUACAGGACCUAGAAUUGACCCUGGAUCAAAAUGAGACACACGUCUCCGAUCUUCUGGAUGGUAAGAAAGGGCCUAGUAAAAUUGAGCGUCAAAUCCGGAUCCAGACACACUGUAUGCAUGUCCAAUGCUUGCUUUUCCACAACGCCAUUCGCAAUGCCUGGAGCAACGAUUCCAAGGUCCAUGAGAUCCUGCGCAAAAAGCUACCGGAAGGGAUCCACAAGGAAGUCAAGAAAUGGCGCAUCGCAUCGGGCCUAGAACUUCCAGAAGCAAAACCUGAACCGCCCAAGAUUAAGAAGAAGGGCAAGAAGGCCCAGAAAAAUAAAGACUGGAGUGAUGAGUCGGAGCGACUGGAACCAGGCCAGCCGGAUAUGAGCCGUGGCGAUCCAAUCAUUACAUUGAUAAAGGUGCUGGUCGCAUACUGGAGGAAGCAGUUUCACAUCACGGCCCCAGGACUGCGAAAGAAUGGAUACCGGCCGGUAUCUGCUCUGGAAGCUGCAAUCACCGAUUUUCGCGAGGAAGAACAUGAUUCAGAGCGCCAUGGUGAGCGUAUCGCCAACCUCGACGAGUUCCGCGCGACCGCCGAGCGUAUGCAGGGCUCACGGGACGUCGGCGCACAGCUCUUCACAGCUCUCGUCCGCGCUUUAGGCAUCGAGGCCAGACUUGUGGGUAGUUUACAGCCGCUGGGCUUUGGUUGGACCAAGGGAGAGACCUACACACCUGUCACGCCCUCUAAGGACCCUGAAAAAGAAGGGGAAUCGCAAGGAUCCGAGCCCGAUACUGACGUAACUGAAAAUAAACUCCCAGUGAAGAAUAAGCGCAAAGAUUUCGACAGUGAUCUGCCGUUUCCUAUCUACUGGACCGAAGUUGCUUCACCGGUUACGAAUGAGAUCAUAUCUGUCGACCCACUUGUACUUUCCAAUCCCGUGGCGCCAUUUGCAGAUACAGAUCUACAAGCAAACUUCGAGCCUCGUGGUGCAAAAGCAGACCGUGCCAAACAAGUCAUAUGCUACGUGGUUGCCCACUCAUCGGAUGGCACUGCUAAAGAGGUCACAACAAGAUAUCUUCGACGGCGGACCUGGCCCGGCAAAACGAAGGGCUUCCGAAUGCCCUUGGAAAAAGUACCCGUAGGUCCACGCGGGAACUACAUCGCCUUCGACUGGUUUGGGAUGGUAAUGCGUGGGUACCAGCGAGCCCGCAAAUGCAAAACAGCAGUCGACAAACUUGAGGAAACGCGAGAUCUACAACCCAACCAACCCGAAAAGAAAAAAACAACCCAAACCGUCGACACUCUCCAAAGCCUCCGAACUUCCACCGAGUUUGUCCUAGAGCGCUUCCUCCGCCGCGAGGAAGCCCUCCGGCCCGGCGCCGAGCCCGUACGAACCUUCAUCGCCGGAAAAGGCGCCCGAGCCAAAGAAGAACCCGUCUUCCGACGAGCAGACGUGCUAAAAUGCCUCUCCGCCGAAAGCUGGCACAAAGAAGGUCGCCAGACGAAACCGGGCGCGGUAGCCCUCAAGCGUGUGCCUAUUCGUGCCGUGACCCUCAUACGCAAACGUGAAGUCGAUGAAAUGCACCGCCAGACCGGCGAAAAACCACUACAGGGACUGUACGCGCGCGACCAGACAGAGUACAUCGUCCCGCCGCCUAUUCAGGACGGCCGUAUCCCCAAGAAUGAAUAUGGUAAUAUCGACUGUUUCGUGCCGAGUAUGGUCCCUGCGGGCGCGGUACAUGUCCCCUUACCUGGUACCGUGCGGGUGUGUAAGAAGCUUGGCAUCGACUAUGCGGAGGCAGUGACGGGAUUCGAGUUUGGAUCGAAGAUGGCUGUGCCGGUUAUUCAAGGUGUUGUUGUUGCGGCUGAGAAUGAGGGGUUGCUUAGGGAUGCUUGGAGAGUUGAGGCCGCGGAGAAGAGGAAGAGGGAGGAGCUUAAGGCUGAGAAGAAGAUUCUACAGACGUGGAGGAAGUUUUUAUUUGGGUUACGGAUUAUGGAGCGAGUGAGGGAUGAGUAUGGGGGUGGAGAUCCGGAUGCUGAUCGGGAGCGCGAAUCGCAUAACCCUUUUGCUGUACAGAAGAAAAAGCAGGAGGAGGAAUCAAAUGAUGAUGGGGCUGAUAAAGAAAUGCCUGAUCUGGAGCCGUCAUACAACGCGUUUGAUCAUGGUGGUGGCUUUCUUCUUCCUGGUCAUGAAGAUGAUGCGGACGAUGGGUUGGUGGUCGAGAAUCAUGAUCAGCAGCGGAGUCAUGCAGGUCCGUCUCAGACUGAUGUCGAUGACGCCGAUGACAGCAAGCCAUUCGAAUCUGGAUGUCCUACAGACUCCCCGCCUAUGUCUAUCUCCUCGGAUUCAGAUAACGAGGUGGAUAAUGGCAAGGGUGAAGACUCAGAACCUGAAUACGCACCUCGCCCGACACGACGGACGCGAGGUCGUUGA